AUGACAAUCGAUAGUAAUUUCAGUUUCGGUGCUGAGAGUAAUGAAUAUAAUGAUCUGCUUGCGGAGCUCCAUGCCCAUUACUGUCAAGCAGGUGGUCCUCAAGAUGUCCUGCAGUUCUGCGCCAACUUUUUCAACCACAAGCUCGAAGAGCAACGCGCUGCAUUCCGACAAGAAAAGCUACCGUUCGCACCAGGACUCAACGAACACCAACACCCUUUCCACCAAGACCCUCACCAACAGCAACAACAACAACAACCGCAAGUUGUGACGUACACUUACUCGGACGACGAAGAAGACGACGACGAAGAAUACGAUGAAGACGAGCAGAUGGACACUUUGGGCUCUCCCAUCUCAUUUGAACCCGCAGCAUACAAUCGCGACCGACGAGUGUCUGUGAGUGCCGAGAGCAUGACGCCGUCUUCAGGCAGCGACUACCCAAAGAAAGUGAUCCCAAAGUCAGCCGAGCAAUGCGAGCGGAUCAAGGUCAGCGUGGCAAACAAUUUCCUGUUCCGUAACCUCGACGAAGAGCAGUAUCAAGAUGUGGUGCAUGCCAUGGCCGAGAAACGGGUCCAACAGGACGAGAAGGUGAUUGAGCAAGGCGCUGUGGGAGAUUAUUUCUAUGUGGUCGAGUCGGGCACUUUUGAUUGCUACAUUGCCAAAGAUAAUCAACAAGGGGCGCCCGUCAAAGUCACCAGUUAUGAAGCUGGCGGCAGUUUUGGCGAGUUGGCGCUCAUGUACAAUGCCCCUCGAGCAGCGACUAUUAUUGCAACAUCAGACGCCGUCUUGUGGGCAUUGGAUCGUAUCACCUUUCGUACAAUUUUGAUGGAAAACACGUCUCGCAAGCGUCGCUUGUAUGAGUCGUUCCUGCGGGAGGUGCCCCUCCUGAAAUCGCUCGAGCCCUAUGAACGACACAAGGUGGCCGACGCUCUCGAGUCGGUGUACUUUAAUGAUGGCGAGGAGGUCGUGGUUCAGGGAGAUAUUGGAGAUCGAUUUUACAUGAUUGAAGCGGGCGAUGCGGUAGUUUACAAGGAUGGCACGGAGGUGAAUCGACUGGGACGAGCUGCUUAUUUCGGAGAACUGGCAUUGCUCAAUGAUAGUCCUCGUGCUGCAACAGUGGUGGCCCAGGGUCGUCUGAAAUGUGCCACCUUGGGCAAAAAAGCAUUUACCCGAUUGCUUGGACCCGUCCUCGAUAUCUUGAAACGUAACUCUGAAAAUUAUCAUGCCAUCAUCAACAGCCAGCACCAAGCAUCAUAA
Molecule: messenger RNA, 1254 nt
Organism: Zychaea mexicana
Lineage: Eukaryota; Fungi; Mucoromycota; Mucoromycetes; Mucorales; Lichtheimiaceae
Product: camp-dependent protein kinase regulatory subunit
Exons: 3
Coding region: 1-1254 (417 amino acids)
Biological process (GO): regulation of protein phosphorylation
Cellular component (GO): cAMP-dependent protein kinase complex; nucleus
Molecular function (GO): cAMP-dependent protein kinase regulator activity
Source: RefSeq, a predicted model, not a curated record